ACGCGCCUUCGCCACACAUUUGACCAGACCAGGGAGAGAUCUGCUGCUGCUGCUCUCCAACCAAUCAACCAUGGGCUCCGUGUCACCACCAGCGCCGGAGGAGGACGCGGCCGCCGUGGAGUCGGCCGGGGCGGCGGCGCGCAUGUUCUGGCAUGAGACAAAGCGGCUGUGGGCCAUCGGCACCCCCAUCGCCAUCGGCACCAUCACCAACUACGCCAUCAGCUCCGUGACCACCAUGUUCAUCGGCCACCUCGGAAACCUCCCCCUCGCCGCCGCCUCCGUGGGCCUCUCCGUGUUCGCCACCUUCGCCCUCGGCUUCCUCCUGGGCAUGGGCAGCGCCCUGGAGACGCUGUGCGGGCAGGCGUUCGGAGCCGGGCAGGUGUCCAUGCUGGGCGUCUACCUCCAGCGAUCCUGGAUCAUCCUUCUCGGCGCCACGGUCCUGAUGGUCCCCGUGUACGUGCUGGCCGAGCCGCUGCUCCUGCUGGUGGGGCAGGACCCGGAGGUGGCGCGCGCGGCGGGGCGGUUCACGCUCUACAUCCUCCCGGGCGCCUUCGCCUUCGCCGUGAACUUCCCGUCGGGCAAGUUCCUCCAGGCGCAGAGCAAGGUGGGGGUGCUGGCAUGGAUCGGCGUGGCGGGGCUGGCGUUCCACGUGGGCAUCACCUACCUCGCGGUGUCGGUGCUGGGGUGGGGGCUCCCGGGCGCGGCGGCGGCGUACGACGUGUCGCAGUGGGCGUCGUCGCUGGCGCAGGUGGCCUACAUAAUGGGGUGGUGCAGGGAGGGGUGGCGCGGGUGGUCCAUGGCGGCGUUCCACGACCUGGCCGCCUUCCUCCGCCUGUCCAUCGAGUCGGCGGUGAUGCUGUGCCUCGAGAUAUGGUACCUGGGCCUCAUCACCGUCCUCACGGGGGACCUGGACGACGCCCAGAUGGCGGUCGACUCGCUGGGGAUCUGCAUGAACAUCAACGGCUACGAGGGCAUGAUCUUCAUCGGCCUCAACGCGGCCAUCAGCGUCCGGGUGUCCAACGAGCUGGGCUCCGGGAGGCCCAGGGCGGCCAUGCACGCCGUGGUGGUGGUGGUGGCGGAGUCGCUGCUCAUCGGCCUCCUCUGCAUGGCGCUCGUGCUCGCCUUCAGCGACAAGCUGGCGCUCGUCUACACCAGCGACGCCCACCUGCUCCGCGCCGUCUCCAGGAUCGCUGGCCUGCUCGGGGUCACCAUGGUGCUCAACAGCGUGCAGCCGGUGCUGUCCGGUGUGGCCGUCGGCGGCGGAUGGCAGGGCCUCGUCGCCUACAUCAACCUCGCCUGCUACUACCUCUUUGGCCUCCCCGUCGGCUACCUUCUCGGUUACUACUUCAACCUCGGAGUCGGGGGGGUUUGGGGUGGCAUGCUCUGUGGAGUUGCACUUCAAACACUCAUUCUACUCUUUGUAGUCUGGAGAACAGACUGGAAGGCAGAGGCUGCGCAAGCUUCAGCUCGUGUGCACAAGUGGGGAGGCACAGAUGAAACCAAACCUCUCUUACAAGGAGAUCAUUCAGACAGAGAUUAGCAUAUGCAUACCCUGUUUCUCUUUUUCUUUUCCCCCUGCGCAGAGCAGAUACGAAGUUGGACUCCAAAUUCAAUUCUUAUCCUGCAUGUACCAGGCAGCUCUGUAUUCUUCAAUUGUACGAUUUUUGUAUACGCUACUGGGUCACAAUUUAUUAACAUUGUACGCUAUUGGGGAUUUGGGGUUCUUCCCUCCCUCUUCUAUUUAUUAUUACAAACAAGAAUACAACAGAUCAAAUUGCAAUUGUUUAGAUGCAGUAAUGACAAUGAUGAUUCCUUGGUUUACAAUGAA
This is a messenger RNA of Oryza sativa Japonica Group (Japanese rice), 1828 nucleotides long. Lineage: Eukaryota; Viridiplantae; Streptophyta; Magnoliopsida; Poales; Poaceae. The record is from RefSeq and is a predicted model, not a curated record.